AUGCUAAUGAAGUCAAAUCAGCACCCAUUUGUCGAAGGGAUCAUGGAAGCAGAGCUGCCGAAGGGAUUCAAAGUCCCAGCUUUCAUGUUGUAUGAUGGAUCGACCGACCCGAUCGAUCACAUCAACUAUUUCAACUCGGUCAUGAUGGUGUAUGGCAGGUCGGACAUGGCGUCCUGUAGAUUUUUUGCAGCAUCGUUGAAAGGCGCAGCAACCUACUGGUUUUCACACCUCAGACCGAGGUCGAUCAGCGGGUUUGCUAAGUUAUCUCGAGCAUUCGUUACCCGAUUCCAGAGCAGUAUCCGGCAGAAGAAGACGGUGGCAAACCUAUUGGCUAUCAAGCAAAGGAAGGAUGAGUAUAUUUGCGACUUCAUCUCCAGGUUCAAUAGAGAGUCUCUUGACAUACCCGACAUGGAUGACUCGGUGGCAUUUAAUGCACUGCAGAGUGGUAUUACCGAUAUCGAGUUGAUAAAAUCCUUGAUAUUGAACAAGGCACACAAUAUGACUGCGCUCAUUAGUCAAUGUCAUCAAUUUGCCAGUAUGGCGGAGAUAAUUGCAGCACAAAAUGAAGUGAGUGGAAUGUAG
Molecule: messenger RNA, 582 nt
Organism: Telopea speciosissima
Lineage: Eukaryota; Viridiplantae; Streptophyta; Magnoliopsida; Proteales; Proteaceae
Exons: 1
Coding region: 1-582 (193 amino acids)
Source: RefSeq, a predicted model, not a curated record